AUGCUAAAUGGCGACGUUGACUCAUCUUCGUGGAACGCCACCACAUCGGUACAGAACUUCCCGCACGAUCGCCUGCCGGGGGCGAAUCUUUCUUACAAGUGCCUGGGGGAGUUCUACAUGGAGGGAAACGUCUUUGAAGACCGAACAUUUCAGGGAAAUGUGACAUGCCUGAGCGGAAACCCCCCGCGGUGGGACAGAAACGUCACCUUACCUUGCAGCUUUGGGUGUACGGACGACUACGUAGAGAGCACAACAGCCGAUGAAUGCUACAAGUUCAUGGAAGAUCCUAAGGCGACCAGCUUCCUCAACGCCGCCUACAGGUGCACGGCACAAGGAGCAAACUUGGUGCGAUUAAGAUCUGGCAACCUGAACCUCUCGAUCUCCGAAUCAGAAUAUUACACAGCCCAUGGUAGCAGAUACAAAUUCGACAACCCUUCAAAUCCAUCAAAUGAACAUGAUUGCUGGUCAUCAUCGACAAGCAAUGGAGACGGCAGACCAAACGGAUGUAUCAUCUUGAAGAACAAGACCCAACUGAGCUGCUCAAAUUGCUGGUCUAACAUAGGAUACGCUUGCAUGAAACCCGCGGUGUGUCCUACGAAGUACGUCCGCGCUGGGACAGGCGGCAGCUGCUAUUAUAUAAGAGACAGGAAUAUUGCAGCAGACGUCACCUACGGAUACUUUUUAUCCGAGCUUGCCAGUCUUCAGCAGAACUGCAGUGCGACAGGAGGAGCUCUAGCGCGGCCUACGUCUCUCAGCGACCUGGAGAGUCUCGUUAAGUUUAUUCAGAAACAAGAUGGACCUUAUCCAAUGAAUGUGGUGCUGGGACUAGCGUCAAGUGUGGAUGACAAUUGGUCCUUCGAUGCCUUCCCUCGUGAUGCUGCCCUGGAGUCGCUGUUCAAAGCCUCCGCAUGGGGCGUCGCGGUGCUCCAAGUUAACCAAACAAGCUACAAUUUCUCCACUGGACCAACCACCAUCCACAAAUAUGUCUGCAUGUGGCCAGGACACCUCAGAUGCGAUAGUGACCCACCUCCUGCUACUCAAAACAUGACGCGGGAUAUCAACACGGAAAAAGGAGAAUUUCUUAAAGCUACCGGAAACUCCGCUGUUUACAAAUGCUUCCCGGGAUACUUCAUCAACGGCAACACAAGCAACCCUGUCCGCCAGAGGUAUUGGUGCGUGGGUAACGCAGGGAACUGGCGGUACGACAGCACUAAGUACACGGAACUGCAGAACUGCUCCAAAGUUCCUGUCUGUCAGUCGCUGGUGGAGGCUGAGCGUACAAACUUCACUGCUGCCGGUAUCAGCGCAGCUAACGUAACAAUGGACGACCCGGAAUACGUGAACGGCACCAUGAACUACACGUGCCCAUAUGGCGCAAGCACCAGCAGUGGAAAGCGAUUCCAGUCAAGGAAGUGCAUAAUUGUGAAUCCCAAGGCCGUUGACGUUGCGCAGAACUUCACUUUGACGGGAGACCCCUUUGAGCCCUGUGCCCCAUGCAAGGCUACACCUCCCUGCCCGGGCUCGAACAUGACAUGGGACAAGAACUUCACCAACGCCAUCGUCGGCACCGUCGUCAACUAUAACUGCUCACCAGACUACUUCUACGGCACAGAUGAUAACAUGGCUCUGCUCUCCGACGCCUCCGUGAGGUGCAACGAGUCUGGUCUUUGGCAAGAAAGUCCAAAUUUUAAAACUGAUUGCUUUCACCGUUGCAACUGGGUGCUGGAUAAAUGGGAUAAUUCCCACUUUUCUGCAUUUACAAAUGAUUACAAGUAUUUUCCUAGCGACACUUUAGACGUCGUGUGCGACUUCGGCUACGAGUGGGCGCUCGACAAACGCAGCCAAACGAUCAAGUGUAAUGACCAUGGAUGGGAUCUAUCGCAGCUAAAGACUUGUGUCAGAGCUUGCGAGAUCAAUGACGUCAACAUCACGAAUGCUGUCUCGAACCACCAAGAGAAUGCGUCAUAUACUAAUGGGUCGAUGCUCAACGUCAGCUGUAAAGAUGGCUACGAGUGGAAGUUCAAGGAGCGAGUGCAGAAUGUCACUUGCGCUGCGAGCGGCUGGGACACAACUAGAUUCCAGCCUUGUUAUUUAGGCAAGUAG
Messenger RNA from Hyalella azteca, 2103 nucleotides. RefSeq lists its product as uncharacterized. The transcript has 14 exons. The coding region runs from base 1 to 2103 and encodes 700 amino acids. Lineage: Eukaryota; Metazoa; Arthropoda; Malacostraca; Amphipoda; Hyalellidae. The record is from RefSeq and is a predicted model, not a curated record.